AUGGCGGCGGUGACGGCGACACCGUGGUCGGACGGGCGGUUAUUCCCAUACUGGUCCCAGUUCUCCCCGUACUGGUCCCAGUUAUUCCCGUACUGGUCCCAGUUGCCCCGUAUUGGUCCCAGUUGCCCCAUGCUGGUCCCAGUUGUCCCGUACUGGUCCCAGUUGCCCCUUCUCCCCGUGCUGGGGCAGCGGGACCCGGGGCGGGCGGGGCGUGGUCGGGGCGUGGCCUCGCGGGGGCGUGUCCGGGGGCGUGGCCUCACGGACCGUUACGGCCGUUGGAUUUCAAACCCUUCGCAGCGCGGGGGGGCCCAGGCCACGCCCCCUCCGCCGUCUCUUGACCGACGUCCCCUACAGCCAAUCAGCGCCCGGCGUCCCGGCGCGGGGCCCAAUGAGCGGCCGCGCGCGCUCCGCCGACCCCGCCCCCCGGAGGAGAAGUCCGAGGAGAACCUGCAGCGGCCGCCCAAGGCCAAGAAGCCCAAGAAGGAGCGCAAGGAGCCGGAGCAGCCUGCGGCCGAGCCCGCCGAGGCUGGCAAGGCCGAGAGCUCGGAGGGGGCCGGGGCGGCGCCGGCGGCCCCGGAGGCGUCGGCGUCGCCGAAGCAGCGGCGCUCCAUCAUCCGCGACCGCGGGCCCAUGUACGACGACCCCACGCUGCCCGAGGGCUGGACGCGCAAGCUGAAGCAGCGCAAGUCCGGCCGCUCGGCCGGCAAGUACGACGUCUACCUGAUCAACCCGCAGGGAAAAGCCUUCCGCUCCAAGGUGGAGCUGAUCGCCUACUUCGAGAAGGUGGGGGACACCUCGCUGGACCCCAACGACUUCGACUUCACCGUGACCGGCCGGGGCAGCCCGUCGCGCCGCGAGCAGCGCCCGCCCAAGAAGCCCAAAUCGCCCAAAGGCCCCGGCACCGGCCGCGGCCGGGGGCGGCCCAAGGGCAGCGGCGGCGGCGGCGGCGGCGCCCGGCCCAAGGCGGCCGCCGCCGUGUCCGAGGGGGGCUCCGCGGCCAAGCGGGCGCUGGAGAAGCCGCCGGGCAAGCUGCUGGUCAAGAUGCCGUUCUCCCCGGGCCAGCCGGGCCCCGCUGCCCCGCCGGCCCCGCGGCGGCCGGGCCGCAAGCGCCGGGCCGAGCCGGACAGUCCGGCCGUGCCCAAGAAACGCGGGCGCAAACCGGCGGGGGCGGCGGGGCCGGGGGGGCCGGGCGGCCCCGACAAGAAGGCGACGACUCCCCCGGCCGUGCAGGAGACCGUGCUGCCCAUCAAGAAGAGGAAGACGAGGGAGACGGUGGUGGUGGAACCGGUGACGACGGCGGGCGCCGCGACCGCCACGACGACGACGCCGCGGCCGCCGCCGACCCCGCCGGGCCCCCGCGGCCCCCGCAGCGCCCGCAGCCCCGGCCGGCGCAGCAAGGAGGGCAGCCCCAAGGGUGCCCCCCCCGCCCUCGGGAGCGCCCCGGAAGCUCUGACGUCACCCCACGACGCCAUUCUCACGUACGACGUCAUCGCCCCGAUGACGUCAUCGUUCAGGCCCCGCCCCUUUGCCACCCCCGGUUCCGCCACGCUCAAGAUGGCGGCGGGGGCGGGGCCUGGGCGGGACCUCCCGGCGCCGCAGCCGUUACGCGCCACCAUCCGGGAACUGGCGGGCGCCAUCUUUGUGGCGGGUGGAGGAGACGCGUCCAAAAUGGCGGCUCCCAAGCGCCAGUAG
This is a messenger RNA of Lonchura striata (white-rumped munia), 1692 nucleotides long. NCBI's taxonomy places the organism in Eukaryota, Metazoa, Chordata, Aves, Passeriformes, Estrildidae. The record is from RefSeq and is a predicted model, not a curated record.